AUGGAUAAUGCUCACUCGUUGAGCACUCCAAUGGUAGUUCGUCCAUUAGACACAAAUAAAGAUCCAUUCCGUCCUAAAGAGGAUGAUGAAAUGAUACUUGGUCCCGAAGUACCAUAUCUUAGUGCGAUAGGUGCUUUAUUAUAUUUAGCCCAAUGUACUAGGCCAGAUAUUGGAUUUUCAGUAAAUUUAUUAGCCAGGUAUAGCUCAGCUCCAACACGUAGACACUGGAAUGGUAUAAAGCAUAUCUUGCACUACCUUUGCGAAACAACUAAUAUGGGGCUGUUUUAUUCGAUUGAACCUUCCAACGGUCCAAAUCUUGUUGGAUACGCGGAUUCUGGGUAUCUCUCUGAUCCACAUAAGGGUCGCUCCCAAACUGAAAUUCUUGCGUUCCAUGAGGCCAAUAGAGAAUGUGUUUGGUUAAGAUCCCUAGUUCAUCAUAUUCGGAAAACAUGUGAUCUUUCUUCAAUAACAAAACCUCCGACAAUCAUGUAUGAAGACAAUGCUGCUUGUAUAGCUCAAAUUAAAGAAGGGUUUAUCAAGGGUGAUAGAACCAAAAAUAUACCACCAAAGUUCUUCUACCCACAUGAGCUUCAGAAGAAUUAA
Molecule: messenger RNA, 603 nt
Organism: Prunus armeniaca (apricot)
Lineage: Eukaryota; Viridiplantae; Streptophyta; Magnoliopsida; Rosales; Rosaceae
Source: the annotation of a GenBank genome assembly